Molecule: messenger RNA, 2186 nt
Organism: Cornus florida
Lineage: Eukaryota; Viridiplantae; Streptophyta; Magnoliopsida; Cornales; Cornaceae
Product: beta-amyrin 16-alpha-hydroxylase CYP87D16-like
Exons: 9
Coding region: 1-1428 (475 amino acids)
Biological process (GO): sterol metabolic process
Molecular function (GO): monooxygenase activity; heme binding; oxidoreductase activity, acting on paired donors, with incorporation or reduction of molecular oxygen
Source: RefSeq, a predicted model, not a curated record
AUGUGGUCAGAAAUUGGAUUGAGCAUUGUAACAUGGUUCAUUAUAUUCAUAACUCACUGGUUAUACAAGUGGAACAAUCCCAAAUGCAAUGGAGUUUUGCCUCCAGGUUCCAUGGGUUUCCCUCUCAUUGGAGAGACCCUUCAGUUGAUUAUUCCCAGUCGCUCCUUAGACCUCCAUCCAUUCAUCAAAACCAGAAUUCAAAGAUAUGGACGAGUGUUUCGUACCAGCUUGGCAGGGCGACCUGUGGUAGUAUCGGCUGACCCUGAGUUCAACAACUUCAUCUUCCAACAAGAAGGGAAUUCUGUUGAAAUGUGGUACUUGGACACUUUCUCUAAGAUUUUUGAACUGGAUGGUGAAACUAGGAUGAACUCAUUAGGUUCCAUUCACAAGUACAUAAGAAGCAAAGUGUUGAAUCAUUUUGGUGCAGAGUGCCUCAAGGAAAAGUUGCUUUCUCAAGUAGAAGAAAUAGUUCAGAAAACUCUACGCAUUUGGUCAAGCCAAGCAUCCAUUGAAGUGAAACACGCCACUGCAACCAUGGUUUUCAAUUUUACUGCAAAACAGAUGUUUAGUUAUGAUCAAGAAAAAUCGUCGGAGCAGAUAAGUGACACUUUCACCAAUUUCUUAUAUGGUCUAAUGUCCUUUCCUCUGAACAUCCCUGGUACUACGUUCCACAAGUGUAUGAAGGACAAAAAGAAGAUGCUGAAUAUGAUAAAGAAUAUGCUAAAGGAGAAACAAACUUCCACUGAGACAUGCAAAGGGGACUUUCUUGAUCAAGCCAUCAAAGACUUAAAUUCCAAAAAGUAUUUGACAGAGGAUUUUAUAGUUUUGUUAAGCUUUGGAGCUUUAUUUGCCAGCGUUGAGGCAAUAUCAACAGCACUUACCCUAGCUUUCAAGCUGAUUUCGGAAAACCCUUCAGUUGUAGAGGAACUGAGAGCUGAGCACGAAACAAUUCUUAGAAACAGAGAAACUUCGGAUUCUGCACUCACAUGGAACGAAUACAAAUCAAUGACUUUUACUACUCAAGUUAUUAACGAAAUUCUUAGGCUGGCAAAUAUGGCUCCAGGGUUUUUAAGAAGAACAUUGAAAGAUAUCCAAGUAAAUGGUUAUACAAUUCCGGCAGGUUGGACCAUUAUGGUUGCAACUCCUGCUCUUCAACUAGAUCCUAACACAUUUAAGGAUCCACUUGCAUUUAAUCCGUGGCGUUGGAAGGACCUCGACUCAAUAGUUAUAUCCAAGAAUUUUAUGCCUUUUGGAGGAGGGAUGAGACAAUGCGCAGGUGCAGAGUACAGUAAAGCGUUCAUGGCCACAUUUCUCCAUGUUUUACUCACCAAAUAUAGGUGGACCAAAAUCAAGGGAGGAGACGUGGUUCGGGCUCCUACUAUAGGGUUUGGCGAUGGCAUUCAAAUAAAGGUUUCGGAAAAAGCAUGAUUAUGAUUAUCUGUAUGAAAUAAUGUGAUCCGUCACAUGUUAAUCAGUAGAAUUUUGUGGGGGGUUCUUUCUUUUUUCUUUUUUUGUUUCUUAUUAUGUGAAAAAUAAUUGUGUGAAACUGUUCACCUCAAUGUUUGAGAGCAAUGCAAACUAGUUGGUGUGGUGAUACACAAAAUGUAAUGAAAUUAUUAAGGAUGAGUUUGUAUCACAUUUUUAGACUACUUUCUUUUCUUUUCUUUUUUUCUUUUUUUUUUUUUUGUCAUUUUAGUUGUUUCGUAUUUCGAUAUUGUUACCAGAUGUUUACUGGCAUUUGAUACCCAUCCAUGUAUUUCUUUUCAUUCAUGGAUCUUGUCUGAAAAUAGGACCUCGACUCAAUAGUUAUAUCCAAGAAUUUUAUGCCUCUUGGAGGAGGGAUGAGACAAUGCGCCCGUGCAGAGUACAGUAAAGCGUUCAUGGCCACAUUUCUCCAUGUUUUAAUCACCAAAUAUAAGUUUUUUUUUUUUUUUCAUCGCUAUAUAUAUAUAUAUAAAUGCUAGAGUAGGCCAAUUUUUACACCCAAGUAUGUUCAUAGCUUUUAUUUAUGGGGUUUUUCAAUAGGUGGACCAAAAUCAAGGAAGGAGACAUGGUUCGGGCUCCUACUAUAGGGUUUGGAUAUGGCAUUCAAAUAAAGGUUUCAGAAAAAGCUCUGUUUGAAAUAAUGUGAUCCGUCACCUGUUAAUAAGUAGAAUUUUGUGGCUUUGUUUUCCUUUUUUUUUAUU